AUGGCCGUGGCCCAGCAGCUGCGGGCUGAGAGCGACUUCAACCAGCUUCCUGACGACGUUGCCACCUCAGCCAACAUCGCCGACAUCGAGGAGAAGAAAGGCUUCACCAGCCACUUUGUUUUUGUCAUCGAGGUGAAGACGAAAGGGGGGUCUAAGUACCUCAUCUACCGCCGCUACCGCCAGUUCUACGCCUUGCAGAGCAAGCUGGAGGAGCGCUUCGGGCCGGAGAGCAAGGCCAGCCCCUACACCUGCAUCCUUCCCACACUCCCAGCCAAAGUCUACGUGGGUGUGAAACAGGAGAUUGCCGAGAUGCGGAUACCCGCCCUCAACGCCUAUAUGAAGCACCUCCUCAGCCUGCCCAUCUGGGUGCUGAUGGAUGAGGACGUCCGGAUCUUCUUCUACCAGUCGCCCUAUGAUGCAGAGCAGGUGCCCCAGGCUCUCCGACGGCUCCGCCCGCGCACCCGGAAAGUAAAGAGCACGUCCCCACAAGGCACUGGCUUUGACCGCAUGGCAGCUCCACGAGCGGAGGCCCUGUUUGACUUCACUGGGAACAGCAAACUGGAGUUGAAUUUCAAAGUUGGAGAUGUGAUCUUCCUUCUCAGUCGGAUCAAUAAAGACUGGCUGGAGGGCACUGUCCGGGGAACCACAGGCAUCUUCCCGGUGUCCUUUGUGAAGAUCCUCAAGGACUUCCCAGAGGAGGAUGACCCCACCAACUGGCUACGCUGCUACUACUAUGAGGACACCAUCAGCACCAUCAAGGACAUUGCAGUGGAGGAAGAGCUCAAGAGCACCCCACUCUUCAAGGACUUGCUGGAGCUCAUGAGGCGGGAGUUCCAGAGGGAGGACAUCGCCCUCAAUUAUCAGGACGCCGAGGGGGAUCUGGUUCGUCUGCUAUCAGACGAGGAUGUGAGGCUCAUGGUGAGGUGGACCCAAGGUCUCCCCUCCCAGAAGCACCUCUUCCCCUGGAAGCUGCAUAUCACCCAGGAGGACAACUACAAGGUCUACAACACGGUCCCCUGA
Mesoplodon densirostris (Blainville's beaked whale) is the source of this 1020-nucleotide messenger RNA. RefSeq names its product neutrophil cytosolic factor 4 (gene NCF4). Gene Ontology annotation, molecular function: phosphatidylinositol binding; protein binding; superoxide-generating NADPH oxidase activator activity. The transcript has 10 exons. The record is from RefSeq and is a predicted model, not a curated record. Gene Ontology annotation, cellular component: NADPH oxidase complex. Bases 1 to 1020 code for a protein of 339 amino acids. Gene Ontology annotation, biological process: respiratory burst; superoxide anion generation; phagocytosis. NCBI's taxonomy places the organism in Eukaryota, Metazoa, Chordata, Mammalia, Artiodactyla, Ziphiidae.